Geosmithia morbida is the source of this 261-nucleotide messenger RNA. RefSeq names its product NADH dehydrogenase (ubiquinone) 1 beta subcomplex subunit 7. The record is from RefSeq and is a predicted model, not a curated record. NCBI's taxonomy places the organism in Eukaryota, Fungi, Ascomycota, Sordariomycetes, Hypocreales, Bionectriaceae. The coding region runs from base 1 to 261 and encodes 86 amino acids. The transcript has 3 exons. Gene Ontology annotation, cellular component: mitochondrion.
AUGACUUCCGACACUGCUGCAGCAUCACGGCCCGCUACUCGCGAGGAGAUGAGCGAGGCCCGUCUCCCUCUUGCUUACCGCGACAGCUGUGCCAACCUCCUCAUUCCUCUCAACAAGUGUCGCCGUGAUACUUGGUAUGCCCCGUGGAAGUGCGGAGACGAGCGUCACAGCUACGAAAAGUGUCAGUACGACGAGUUCAAGAAGCGCGUUGCCAAGAUGGAUGAGCUGAGGGAGUCCAAGGACGGCGCCAGGAGCAACUAG